UUGUUUUAGCUCCUGGCUACAAUAAGAGGAGGUGGAACGACUUUGCUCGGAUUUCUUGGAAAAUGGUGGCUUUUCAAAAGAAAAAAAGGGAGGUAUUGAAGUUCAAAGAUCUCAAAAGUUGGAAUAAGGCCUCUUUGUUGAGCACUGUUACGAGAACACAAGUUGUCAUAACUCGUAAUAAUUAGGAAAAUUAUCGGUUUGUGUGUUAUUUCUAUUCUAUUAGUUCAUAUUAAUAUUGUUUAUUUGUUCUAGUAGGAUUUGGAUUGCAUUUUAGUAUUUGUUUAGGAAAAAUAGGUUGUAGUUUACUCCUAAUUAUUACCAGAAGGAAGAAAACCGCAUUUACCUUUUGUUCGAAAGGAGAGUGUCAAACCGGGGUGCUCAAUUAGUAUGAAAUUGUCCGCUUUGGACCAAGCUCGCAUGGAUUUACUUUUGGGUGUCCUCCCCAAAAGGCCUCGUACUAAUUGGGUUUGGUGGACACUAAUAUACAAAUGUUCGUUCCCUUGUAUAACUGAUAUGGUACUCGGAUUUGUCCCAUGACGAGGGAUAUGCCGAAACGGUUGAUCCUUGUUAGGAAGAAUAUGUUGUACUUGGGUUGGGUGUGUGAGGUUAUGAGCCCUACAUUCUCAACUAUACCAAAAUCAUCAUCUUCGAAUCAUCGUUAUCCCUUCCCAGGAUGCAACAUGAUAUGAUUCCAUAAGAAUCAAUUAAUUAAUUAAUCAUAUCACUAUUUAAUCUAAUACACAUCUGACACAUUUUUCUAAUAACUAAAUCUACCUUUCUUUUGUGCGUGUUCAUGUCCAAAUCUAAUUAUAUAUGGUGCUUACAUCAUUGUUUGUAAAUACGUGUGUAUCAAGUUUUUCAUCGUCUAAUCUGAGUGUUGGGCAUUCCGUAAUCAUUUGAAGAAUGUAAGAUAUCUUAUUUAUAUUCAUCCAACAACAAUUGCAAAUUGCGCCCCACCACUCGAUCGGAUGACUGAAGACGAUAUAAGCACAUCUUUAUGAUGAUUAGGGAUGGCUGGGAAGCAGUGCGGUCAGGUCUGAGAUCGGAUCAUACUACAUACGGUCUAUGGUUCAGAUCGGGAAGCUAGAGUAUAUGUUUGAAACUUGAGUCUCGUUAAAUAGUUGGGAGAGUGGUCGAGUGAGCUAUUAACACAAAUUGGAAAGUGGAUUGGAUUCAACGUUUGGUAUGGUAAACCGUGAUCUAAACUAAACCAUAUCAAGAAAUCAAUACAUCCUAUAAUACAGAUCAUGGAACAGAUCAGACCAAUCUCAACGAUCUAUGUUUCGAACUCGUAGGGGAGGUGGUUGCGUUUGCUUUGCCUACUUUUCUUGAAUGCGUCGCCACCUAAGAUUCCCAAAGUGUCACCUCCAAACGUGUCACCUCCAAACAUUUCUUGGUUACACGUAAACUCCUAUAAAUAACCCUCUUCCCCGCCAACUGUUGGAUCAUCAAGCAAAAAACCAGCAACUUCAUUCCAUCCCAUUGCUCUCUGGCUGUGUGUGUGUGUUGUUAUUAUUCGUUCCAAAAGAAGGUAUUCCUUUCCAUCACUUGUUCGGUUAUAUGCUCUUAAGUUUUGGCUGUUUCUUCUCUUCUGAAAACUAUGAACAAGUUCAUCCUACUCACCGUUGAUGCUUUUUCCGUUGCUUUCAUGCUUUGAACCUGUAGUUGGUUGAAAAUUUCAAUGUAUACUCAACCCUCUUAGCAUAUUCCCUUCACAUUAUUUCACAAUUUAAGCACUAUAAACGAAGUGUGUUGUUCUGUAGAGUACCUUUGAGUUUUCUUCUCUUCUUCUUCUUCUUCUUCUUCUUCUUCCCAUCGUUCUGCCAUAGCUUUCCAAUCUGAUGAUGAAAAAUCAAAUUGCAGGAGUUUAUCUGGAGAUGGACGCGAGCAGGAUGGCAACCAAAGAACCCAAAUAUGAAUGUCUGCUCUUUGACCUGGAUGAUACUCUUUACCCAUUAAGCUCAGGUAUCAACUUGGCCUGCCGGAAAAACAUACAAGAUUUCAUGUUGCAUCAGCUGCAAAUUGAUGAAACUGAUGUCCCAAGAAUGUGUCUGGAACUCUAUAAAGAACAUGGGACAACAAUGGCCGGUCUCAAGGUUCUGGGAUAUGAAUUUGACAAUGAUGAGUUCCAUGCUUGUGUUCAUGGAACAUUGCCUUACCACAAACUGAAGCCUGAUCCUGUGUUGAGGAACCUCCUGCUUUCCAUGCCCCAGAGGAAAAUUAUCUUCACUAAUUCUGAUGAGGCACACACUGCUGAGGCUCUCAAGAGGUUGGGACUGGAAGACUGCUUUGAUGGCUUCAUUUGCUUUGAAACCCUUAACCCUUCUCCUCUUCUCGCUGCUACUGCUGAAGCUAAACCUCACAGCUCCACUACACGAAUACUCUGCAAGCCGUCUGUGGAAGCCAUCGAAGCUGCUAUCAAAAUUGCAGAUGUUGAUCCACAAAAAACAAUUUUCUUUGAUGACAGUACGAGAAAUAUAGCAAGUGGGAAACUAGCUGGACUUCAUACAGUUAUUGUGGGAAGCUCAGUGCUGGUGCAAGGAGCAGAUUAUGCAUUGAGUAGUAUCCACAACAUCAGAGAAGCUAUACCUGAAAUCUGGGCAGAUGAAACACAACAGCAAGAGCAAGUCAUCCAGUCCACUUCGGUCGAGACCCUGGUCCUGGCUUAGAAUUCCCUGCUGCCAUUCUUCAAGCCAAACACAGAUGCAAAUCCUGCUGCUGUUAUUUUAAGAUAGUGACAAAUAGAAUAAAAAAAAUGGAUGCCA
Molecule: messenger RNA, 2765 nt
Organism: Linum trigynum
Lineage: Eukaryota; Viridiplantae; Streptophyta; Magnoliopsida; Malpighiales; Linaceae
Source: the annotation of a GenBank genome assembly